AUGGGUCCCGCGCCAGCAUCCAGAGAUGACCUUACCAGCCGUGUUCUCCCUCAGAUGUCACAGAAAAGGCGGCAGGCGAGGUUCUCUGUCAAAGGAAACGCGAUCGUCAGCGGAGGGUGUGGCAACCUUGGGAUCGAGGCAGCGCGUGCCCUCCUGGAGCAUGGCGCAUCGGGCGUGUCGCUAUUUGACGUCAAUCCAGCGCAAUCCCUGGAUGUUGUUGAUAAGUUGCGUUCUGAUUUCCCAUCGGCAAAGAUCAUCACGAGGAAGGUGGACGUUCGCGACCAGCAGGUCGUUCAAGCAGCCGUCGCGGAGACUACUGACGAGCUCGGAAGCGUUGAUAUUCUCCUGUGCUUUGCAGGUGUGGUCGCUUGUAACCACGCCCUUGAUGUUGCUCUUGAUGAGUGGAAGCGUACCCUUGACAUCAAUACGACAGGAAGCUGGCUGUGCGCCCAAGCAGCAGCAAAGCAGAUGGUCAAACAAGGGACAGGCGGUAGCAUCGUCUUCACAGCAUCCAUCUCCGCGCACAGUGUCAAUUUCCCGCAGCCGCAGGUCGCGUACAACGUUUCCAAGGGCGCGCUCCUGCAGCUCAAGAGCUCUCUCGCUGCCGAGUGGGCUCGUUAUGGUAUCCGUGUCAACAGCAUCAGCCCAGGAUAUAUGGACACGAUAUUGAAUGAAGGUCCAGGGCUUGAAGAAGCUAGGGAUCUAUGGUACUCGAGAAACCCCAUGGGACGCAUGGGGGACCCGAGCGAGCUGACGGGUGUUGUUGUGCUCCUCUGCAGCCGUGCGGGGAGGUACAUCAACGGGACUGAUAUUCUUGUAGACGGCGGUGGAUCUGUUUUCUGAUUGAUACGUGUGCUAUGACAACGCUCAGACUAAGAUUUUGGAGAAUAUGUGGCAUGGAUUAUAGACGUACCGACCACCUAGGUACGUAAGGGGAAAAGGAGCAUGUUGCAUGACGAUGGUCAUCGAAGUCAAACACAACGAUGUUUUGGGCACCGCUACAGUUCCUGACCAGGACGGCAUGACUCGAUGUUGACCCGUAAAUUGAUGUUUCCAGGCAAAGGCGGUGCCCGCAGUCAGGCACUGGACACGCUCCAUGGACAGGAGGGUUGUAAAGUAUAGUCGUUGAAAAGUACAGCUAGGUCAGAAUUUUAUUUUAUUGUUCUAGGGUUGUUGCCAGUCAGUCCGCGAGGGUUCAAGCAACCACUGUUAUCUUAGUAUAACGAUUCGAUUGCCAGCCUUUGCCAGCGUACUGACCGCUGAGUCGUGGUACCGGGCUGUCCCACGGAUGAGGGGAAAGUUACUUAUUAGCUUGCUUUGAAAUGGCAGAAUCGAAGAAAUUG
This is a messenger RNA of Suillus paluster, 1343 nucleotides long. RefSeq lists its product as uncharacterized. Gene Ontology annotation, molecular function: oxidoreductase activity, acting on NAD(P)H, oxygen as acceptor. The coding region runs from base 1 to 843 and encodes 280 amino acids. The transcript is spliced from 5 exons. The record is from RefSeq and is a predicted model, not a curated record. Gene Ontology annotation, cellular component: intracellular anatomical structure. NCBI's taxonomy places the organism in Eukaryota, Fungi, Basidiomycota, Agaricomycetes, Boletales, Suillaceae.